AUGUUUAUGUUCUAUUACGUGAAAAUAUAUCUGAACAUCUUUCACGUUCCUCAAGUAUGGUUCAACAUUGCUCAAACACUAUUCAUGUUUUGGAAUGCAAUCAACGACCCUUUGUUUGGUUAUAUACAGGACAAGCCGGGAUCUUGGCUGAAUUCGCGAACGCGUGUGAUUCGCUCAUUUGCACCUUUUUUGGUCAUUUCGUUCGUGUUUAUGUGGGUGCCAUGGUCGGAGGGUUCAGCUCUUGAAGGCAUGCAUCUCAUCCUUUCGCUGUUUCUGUACGACGCAUUCUUCAGGCAUGAAACUUUUUAUUAUCAGAGUUUUGGUGAAGUAGAAGCUUUUCUUUGCCAUGCCAUCGGAGUAGCCUGGGGCGCCUUGUUCGCGGAUUCCACCAAAGAACCACGUCUUCGUGUUGCAGCGAUGAAGUAUAGUCAAAUUGCAAUACUCGCUUCAGUCAACAUCAUCGCUAUCACCGAGAAACUUAGCCACAGCCUCGACGUGAGUCAGUUUGAAGCUUAAAA
Molecule: messenger RNA, 518 nt
Organism: Cylicostephanus goldi
Lineage: Eukaryota; Metazoa; Nematoda; Chromadorea; Rhabditida; Strongylidae
Source: the annotation of a GenBank genome assembly